UGUAUUCUGGUGUGGAAUGUGUUAUCGUAUAAGUUGGCAAUGCAAGAGAGUUUUUUAUACUGCAAUAUCUGUUUGUUUUUUUAUGAGGAAGUUAGUAUUAAGCAAUUGAUCAAUAAAUAAUUAUUGUUAAAAUAGUUUUGAAGAGUGGAAGGUGUGUUAAAAAUUCUGCCGACUUAAAGCAUUGUAAUAAGUAAUUUAAACAUCCACCUGGAAGCAAAAUGGCUUUAGAUUUUCGGAAUUGUUGUUUGAAGAACUUCAAUGAAUUGCUUAUCUAUAAUCUUCGACAGAGAAAUUGUAAUAUAAACAUGGUGAAGAAACUACUUGCUCAUAAAGUCGAUGUGAAUUACAAAGAUUGUUUCUUGAAUACUUCGCUGCAUUAUGUUGUCCAAAACUGUUCGGAUAAAUUAGAUUUGAUUCGCGAAAUCCUAAAUAUGGAAGGUAAUCCUAAUGCUAUAAAUGCUGAAGGAAAUUCCCCACUUCAUUUAGCAGUGUUGAAAAGUAAUGUGCAUGUCAUUCUUGAAUUAAUAAAAUUUGGUGGCGAUGUUCGCUUGACUAAUAAAAGAGGGAACACACCUCUCCAUGUCGCUGCAAUGCGUGGUAAGCCUUGUAUUAUUGAAACUCUUUUGAAAUCAGAUACAAGUUUAAUUAAUUGUGGCAAUAUCAGAAAAAAUACACCAUUGCAUAUUGCUGUGAUUCAUGGAAAACCAUAUGCUGCUGAAAUGCUUAUUCGUCAUGAAGCAGAUAUUAAUUGCAGCAACAUAGAGGGAAAUACACCUUUGCAUAUGGCUAUAAUCCAUGACAAAGAAGAUAUGGUAAAAACUCUUAUUAAAUCUAGAGCUGAUUUAGAUUAUUCUAACAAAGAAGGCAACACACCUUUGCAUCUAGGAGUAAUCCAUGGGAAGUUGAAUAUAAUUCAGAGUCUUCUUAGUUGUGGAGCCAAUGUUGGAUGUAUGAAUGCAAAAGGUAAUACACCUUUGCACUUGGCUGCUACCCAUAAUAAAUUUGAUAUAAUUGAGGUUUUAAUUAAAUUUAAAGCUGAUGUUGGUUGUUCUAACAAAGAUCAUCUAACUCCUAUGCAUAUGGCUACAAUUAAUGGUAAUUGUAAAAUUAUUCGGAAAUUGAAUGAUAAUGGAGCUCCUGUUUAUUGCACUGAUGCAGAAGGGAAUACCCCUUUACAUUUAUCAGUAAUUCAUAAUCGACCAAAUGUAAUUGAAACUCUUAUUGUGAAUGGAGCAGAACAUAUUUGUAAUAAAAAUGGGUACACACCUGUACAUUUAGCUGUAAUUGAUAAUAAAUUGAACAUAGUAAAAAUGUUACUCGACUUUGGAGCAGAUAUUGAUUGUAGAGAUGCAGAACUAAAUACUCCUUUACACUUGGCUUCAAUUUACGAUAAACCAGAUAUUGUUGUUAAGCUCAUUGAAUCUGGAGCUAAAACAGAUUUAGUAAACCAAGAUUCACAUACACCAGUUCAAGUGGCUGCACUUCAUGGAAAUGUAAAUCUAAUUAAUGUUUUAUUUCAAAAUGGAGUGCGUGUGAAAUUAAGAAAUCAAGGUAGAAGAUAUAUAAGCUCUUUUGCUCAAUCAUUGAUUCAGCACUCUAAUGCUGCUACACAAGCUGCAACAAGUAAUCAUUCUGAGUCUGGAACAGCUGGUGGUGGUACAGGAGCUUCUCAGUCUGCCACUCAGAAUAAUUCUGCUAUAAAUAGUGGUUCUCAGUCCUCGUCAUCUUCGACAUAUACUCAAUUCCUUUCAGUUUCAAGUCCUAUUCAUUCUGUUGCACCUGCUGGUCAUCCAGUCACAACUUUCACAAUAUCGGCAGGUAGUGCUGGGCCUUCUACAGGACCUCCUCCUUCUGCACAGGAAGCUAGCUCUUUAAUCCAGGAAAUGCAACAAAUUCUCCAUAUUCCACCUCCUGGAAUGCCAGAGAACUUUCUGCCUGUUUCGGGAACUUUGUCUCAGUCUGCGAAUGCUACUUCUACACCACAAGUUGGAAAUACUUCAUCAGUGUCAUCUCAGACCAUUGAAAGUGUUGUUUCUAGCACUCAAGGAUCUAAUCAGUCCUCGGAUCACUCUGAGAAUAUUGAGGUAAAUCCUGUUCAGGAUAAUCUACUUCCAGUGGUUGCACAAACCAUUUCUGAAAUUGCAAACUCGAUGAGCUCAUUGGGAGGGCUUAUUCCAUCAUCUCCACCACCACAGGAAAGUUUUGUCAGUAGCACAGGAGUUUCAUCUGCUAAUGCUUUUGCAGACCUUAUCUUUGAAACUGAACAGGCAUAUGUAUUGGGACCAAUAACUAUAGCACAACCACCAUCUUUAGCUGCUGUUCAAGCUUGGACUUUAGCAAAUGUUGGUGGGAAUCAUGGUGCUGUUGGAUCAUCUCAGUCUGGAGCUAGUACUAAUUUUCCACAACAAGUACAAAAUACAUAUGCUGCUUUCCUGGAUGAACUUGACAGUGAAGGUGAUCCAAUGAGUUGGAGUUGGUCUCCUUUCCUGAGAAGUUCUAGAGUGGAAGAAACUGCAAUUAUUGAUAAUCUUGUCAAGUUUUAUGGUAUUAAUGGUCGAAAUCGAUCUGGAAAUGAGUAUUUGCAACGUGCUCUGAUUAAUGAUAAUCCGAAUGAAAUAGCAUCUCUUCUUCGAUAUGGUACAGGGAAUGUCUGCAAAGCUAAUAGAAGAGAGAAUUCAUUUCUCCAUUUAGCUGCAGUAUAUGGUAAGCCAAAAUUAGUCAAAGCUCUCAUUCAGUCUGGUGUUGCAGUGGAUUCUAAAAAUAAUGAGAUGAAUACUCCUCUACAUUUUGCUGCAUUUUGUGGUGAAGCAGAAGUUAUUAAUAUACUUGUUCAGUCUGGAGCAAACAUGGACCUUAUGAAUCGUAGAGGUGCUACUCCUUUGAAAUAUGCUUUUGGCUAUUGCAGAGAAAGUGUAUUAAAAAACUUAGGAAAAUUUGGUGCUAACCGCUUUCUUUUAUCUGCAAAGACUUUAGUUAAAUAUGAUGUUUUAAAGAAAGGCUUGUACCUCACACGCCAUAAAGUUUUGAAGGCCAAUUGUGUUUUUGAGUUGCUCAACUUUGUUGAAGAAUGUUGUGAUGAAGCCCUCUGCAUGAAACAAAAGAUUUUGGGAAAAAAUUUUUCUUUCUAUCAAUUUGUUAAUCAGGCAUUAAGCAAUUCUGAGUCUUUAAGUCAAAGCCCAUAUGUUGAAAAUGCUGUUGAGUAUUUAAUUGAAAUUUCCAGCAAAACUGAGUAUACUAUCUAUUAUGAUAUCUUGGUUUAUUUAAUAGCUACAAGGCUUGAAAAAAGCUUCUGGAAAAAAAAGUUGUUAGAUUUAGUUGAUAAUGCAGUUAAAGAAGGAAAAAUUUGUCUGAAUCGCAAGCUGUUUUCUUCCAUUUGUAAUUAUGUUUGCAAUGUUGAUAUAUUUAAUCUUUUGUUAGCAUUUACAGAUAAUGAAUGUAAACAUUAUGACUAAGACUUGGUCUUUUGUGCUGCUUUUAUUCAAUUUUAAUCAUUAAAAUUUUGAUAUGCUUAAUAUGAAAUUUAGUAUAGAAUGAGUAAGAAGAACUAUUGCAGUAAAAUUACGAUCUUUCUGUAUGUAAAAUUUUCAAAUUUAAAAUGACUUUAAAUUAUAAAUUUUUUUCUUUUCAGAAUCUCCAGUAUAUUAGUAUAAUUAAUUUGAAAUAUAAAAAAGUGCAUUCUAAAUCAAAUAUUUGUUCUUUUAAAAUGUUAUCUACUGUUAAGAAUAUGGCCUUUUAAUCAACCAGUAAAGGUUUUAAAUCGCGAAUAAAAUAUUUUAAAAUUAUUUUUAACUAGUGUAAUAAAUUUUGCUGGGCCUUAUAUUUUAAUUGUAAUAUGUAUUAUUGAUAUAUUGUGUGAAUUGAGCAAUUUCUUCCCCUUUCCUAACAAAAAAUGACAUGACUAUAUUGUACCAACAAUUAUGAUUAAAAAUUCAAAAUUUCAUGUUUUAUAGUUGUACUAAUUUGUAUAGAAAGGUAGUUUUGUACUCACUGUUGUAUAGAUGUUUCUAUGUCCUAUAUUCUUUUACAUUGUUCCUAUGAAUAGAAGAGUAUUAAAGAAUGGCAUUGCGUAGCUGCAUUUUGUAUGAAUCUUUAUUUUGGGGUAAGGGAUAUUUUUCAUCUUAUAGCUUACAUUUUGUGUGCCAUACUGCUUUAAGUUGUGCUAGUCAAUAUUAGUACAAAAUGACAUUUUGAAGUAAAAAUGUUUUUAAUUAUAAUAAUGGAAAAAUCAUCAAUAUUGAAUAAUUUUUCUUUGUUUCUGUAAUCAAUGUUGCUUCAUAGAAAGUUAUAAAAUAGUUUAAUUAUAAUGAAAUAAACAUUAUCUUAUAUUUCUUACUGUAAUUAUUAAUAUUAACUUUGUAUUUCAGUGGAUAAAUAUAAAAUGCAUGGAAUUAUUUUGUCUCCAUGAACAAAAGCUAGUAUUUGUAAAUUCUUUUUUAUUUAAUGGGAUAAAAAAAGUAACACUUUAUAAAGUUGAAUCAUUAUUUCUUGUUUAUUUACAGGAGGAUUAAUAAUUGAACCUAUAAUAUUUCUUUAAUGACUUUUUUUAAGAAGACUUAAUUUCUAAGAAUAAUCUGAAAUGAUUAAAUUUCCAGAUUAAUCAUAAGCCUUCCUCUACCCUCUACAAAUAGGAAAUCUUCAAUUUUUGCCAGCUUGUUUUGUGAAUUUUUGAUUAAUUUAAUCCUUUUAAAAAAAAAUUGUAGCUAAAUAUUCAACAUAAUAGCACAUUUUUAGUUUCUCAAAAUGUAUGAUUUGAGAUUAUUAGUUAAGGUGAAAGAUUACAGUAAAAAAAUCAUAAUUGAAUAACUGUAAGUAUGUGGUAAAGUCAGUAUAUCGAAAAUAACUGGAAGAGUUUGAUAAUGCAGUUAUAGUCGAAAAUGCAUUUCUGUUCAUUUUAAAUAAUUUUGGAAGUUUUUAAUUUUGUUUGAAAUUAUUUUAUAGUUUAAAAGACUUUGUAAAUGUAUGGAACUGAAUUUUUAAGUUUAAUGUCGAAACUAAUGUUUUCAUCCUUCUGCUUUUAAAAGCUCUUUAGCCUUUCUGCCAUCAAUAUUUAAUUAGGUAACAAAGUUUAAAUUCAAAAAUUCAUUUGAAUAGUUUGACCUUUUGUCUGGUCUAUAUUUUUAUCCUUUAAAAUCUAAUUUUUAAUCUUUUAUAUAAAAAGAGUAAUAACAUAUUGUCAAGAUCAUUAAAUAAAACUAAAGCUUGUAAAAAAUCUAUAUUUUUGAAAUUAUACUAAAAUUAAAAAAUAAAAUGCAUAUUUGCAGCUAUUCAAGUGUCUUGUAUUAGCAAUAGUAUCUGGGAUCAUAUACUUCUUUUUAAUUUUCUGUUUAAAAAGAUAUUUUUAUUAUAGGUUAAAAAAUAGAACCAAAUUAGUAUAAUGUACUUAAUUAAUCUUUGCUAAAUGAAAGAAAUAUUUAUAAUAAAUGAAGAAAAUGAAAACUUCUUUAAAACAUAAAGAAAAGGAUUUAUAAUUAUAGGAUUUAAUGUAAAUUUAUACUUCCAUGUUAUUCAAUUACAGAAUUGAAAGAAGAAAAGAUAUCUAAAUUAUCUUGUUUAAGUUUAAUCUUUUUUUUUUUUUUUUUUUGUCCUAAUAGAUAUAGACCAUAAUAUUAACUUUUAUAGCCUCUUUUUAAAACUCAAAGUAAAUUGGACGAAGAGAUUUUCUGUUGUAAUACAUUAUGCAGCAUUUUAGGUUUUAAAUAAUUUUCAACCUAAUCAUAAAAGAUUAGGAUGAAAUGAUUAUUUAAGAUUGCCAAAUCUUUCUUUUGUAAACUUGUAGGUGAAAGGUCUUGAUGAAAAUAUCUAUUUUUUUAACAUUAGGCUCAAAAUUCUAACAAAUAGAUUCGAUUUUAGCUCUCUGUAAAUUCAAUGUAUGUGUAUAAGUAUAUGUGCAUUUGUCAUAUGUUUAUAAACUGUUGUUUAAAAAUUUUCAUUGAUUGAGAAGAAUCAUUAUUUUUAUCUAUAAACUGAUAUCAUGUUUUACAGCAAAAUGGUAUGUGAAAAUGCCCAUCUUAUACUUUCUGGUGCUUAUUAGUUUUGUCCAGUAUAUUUAUACUGUACUAUCCAUAUUGCUUUGUGCUCUAUUUAUUUAGAUAUUUCUACAAGAUAGCUACAUAAUCAUAUAUAUAAAUGGGCUGUAUGAUUGCAUUUUUAAAUGUAAAUUUUACUGUCAAUUUAAUUAUUUAUCCAUGCAGCAUUUGUAAUUUUUUCCCAAUUAAUUCUGUUUAUCAUUAAUCAUCAAAUUGAAACUUUUUUGUUUAUAGGCAUGGUUGGGAAAAUAGCAUGGUUGGAAUAAUAAAUCUAUAAGAAUUAAUUUCUAAUAAAAAUAUAAUUUCUCUGCAUAUUUUUAUUUUUGAACUCUAGUAAUGUUUAUGUGAAUGAGUGCAGCUUGCAUAGAAAAUAAUUAUUUAUUUGCAACUUAAAUUAUUUAAUUAAAAAUUCUGAAUUAAAAACUUCUGCUUUUAUGUAAAAAUGAAAUGGAUAAAUCAUUUUAUCAUUAAAACCACAUUUUUUUAAAAGCCAAAACUGUAUGUGAUCUAAAUAUGUAUCACUGUCCAGUGUGAAAUUUAAAUUAAUAAAAAAAUGUAGACUAAACAAGAGGCUUAAAUCUUUAUUAACUUUGACAAUAAAAUAAUGAAUGAAAACAUUUCCAUCAUUUCUUAAUCUUGGAAUUUUAGUAGUUAAUGAAAGCUGAACCUUUAAUUUUAUCUUAAAGUGAGCUUUUUCCUAUUUUAUCAGUAAAAUUUUUGUUGCUUGAUUCAAUGUUGUUGCAUUAUGAGCUUGAUGUAUUGACAAAUAUUCACUGAAGGAAGAAGAAAUGUGCACCUUUUAAUGUACCAGUUUAAAAGGAGCCUUAUCAGUCAACCUUUGAGAUUUUUUCUAUGUCCAGCAGAAAAGUUCCUAAUAAAAUCUGAUGACAUGGCAAUGUCAUUUUGUGCAUCUAAAUUAUUGCUUUCAAAUUAAAAAAAAAAUCAAUAUACAUUACUUUUUAUUAAAGUUUGAUACUGAUGAAUACGAUCAAUUUUAUACUAUCAUGUAUCGGUACUGAUAGUAAUACUUAUUAUUACAUAAGUACUAUUCAUACUGAUUACUAUUGUUUUAUAUUGUAUACACUACACAGAGUUGACAGUGUUUACGGGUAUUUUAUAUACUUGAGCUUUCUUUUAUUCAUGCCAUUAAAAUGCAUAUAUUUAUUGUGGUGUAAGGGAAAUGUUAAUAUUUGUAAUAUUAUUUCAAAUAUUAAUUAUUAAUAAAAUAAUUAAUCAUAAUCAUUUUAAUUUAAUAUAUAUAUAUUUAUUGCUGCUUUAGAAUAAAAAUAUUUUAACUGGAGAUUUCCAUAAUCAUUUAAUUAAUAAAAUUUAAGAUUUUGAGCGUUUCUACUUUUACUAAAGAUAAUUAAAAAGCUGUAAGGAAGUAGAUGAUAAAUUUGUAAUAAACCUGGGCUUAGUUAAUAAAAUUGGUUGAAAGAUAAAUGAACAAUAUAAUUUAAAUAUCGAUUAAUUGUUCAUCCAUUAAUAGCAAUUAUUUAAUAAUAGUAUAAGAUUAUUUUUCUUUUUGAAUAGUCUAUUUUAAAUCUGCUAAUGUACUUGAUGUGUUGUAAAAUCAAUAUUAUAUGUCAAUAAACUUAAAUUUGAUAUGUUUUUUUUACAUAUUUUUGUAGUAUAUUACAGAAUAUUUCAAUUGCAUAAACUUUUCUAUCAUGAACAGAAUGUGUUUUACAAUGAUGCAAAAAUAUAUAACAUUUUAUGUAUACAUGUAUUAAUGUAAUGUAAUGAAUGUCCUUUACCAAAUGGUAUGUUUUAUUAUAAUGAAAUAAAAGAAUAAUGUACUUUAUGUAAUAAUAAAUACAGUUAAACUUAUGUCUUAAUUAUGUUAAUUUUUUAAGCCUCUCUCUUGGUAUGAAAUGAGUAGGAAUGACCAAUUUGUAAAAAGAAAAAAAGCAGGAUGGAAAAUAAAUUUCCGAACUGGUGCUGUAUUAUUAUUUUUUUCCCUUCUGAAGCAUUGUUUAAUUUUAUAAUUCCUUGACCAUUAUUUGAGCUAAUUUUAUUAUUUUUUUUUCUAAUUUAUAUUCUUGCUAAAGAGUAAAAUAAUUGCUGCAAAAUAAUU
This is a messenger RNA of Argiope bruennichi, 8103 nucleotides long. RefSeq names its product ankyrin-2-like. The record is from RefSeq and is a predicted model, not a curated record. The transcript has a single exon. NCBI's taxonomy places the organism in Eukaryota, Metazoa, Arthropoda, Arachnida, Araneae, Araneidae. Gene Ontology annotation, cellular component: cytoplasm. Gene Ontology annotation, molecular function: protein binding. The coding region runs from base 219 to 3452 and encodes 1077 amino acids.